AUGGCUCAGGCCACAAACCCAGAUGCUGGGCUGGCUGCUCCACCUGCCCCUGACGCCGGAAUCAGCACCCCGACUCUACCCGCAUCCACGACCGCCACCAAAGGCAUAGUGAACCCAACUCUGAUGCCGGGUACGUAUCUCGAGACUGGCAGCAUCAUUGGCAUCGUAAUUAGCGUCCUGUUUCUCUUCAUCGCCAUUGCCGUUGCCUUUGUGCUGGCUCAUAAACACACGCAGAAAAUAACCAGAAUUGCGCUGAUGAAGAAAAAGGCAAAGAACAAGGCACGUGUCAAGGCCUCCAAGCACAAGACGCGUCGUUCGACCAACAGAGACAACAGGACUAGGAACGCGAGGUCGGUCCACGAUGUCGAGGCUGCCCUCGACGCCGAGGACCAGCCCGACGCUGGCCGUGGUCGCUCCCGUUGGUCUGCGAGCCACGAGAUGGCCGAUCUUCCUGCGCCUAGCAGCAUUGUGAUACCCGGAGCUUGUAGAACCCGCGAUGGCCGAAAUUCUCCCACGGGCUUGACUGAGCUUCGGGAGAUUUCGCCUGGCGCCUCUGCUCAUGGUGAGGUCCGUAACCCGCGCAUGGUUCCCAUCCCUCGCGGCACUCGUAGUAACUCCGUGUCCACUACUGCCCACAGCCCUAGCAGCUUCAACAAUGACCAUGUCUAA
Pyricularia oryzae 70-15 is the source of this 669-nucleotide messenger RNA. RefSeq lists its product as uncharacterized. The coding region runs from base 1 to 669 and encodes 222 amino acids. Lineage: Eukaryota; Fungi; Ascomycota; Sordariomycetes; Magnaporthales; Pyriculariaceae. The transcript is spliced from 2 exons. The record is from RefSeq and is a predicted model, not a curated record.